CCUUCUUGUUAUUUAGUCAGUUCUCACCAUUUUAUGGAUCCACAAUGUGGUUAAGACUUGAAUAUUCUCAGAUAUUUAGCCUACCCACCACAUAUUGUUAAAAUCUGACGUUGGCAUCUACAAGAAAAAAGGAGUUUAGUUGCAUCACGAUGAAGGCAUUCAUUCUUGUUGGAGGGUUCGGGACUCGGUUAAGACCAUUGACUCUCAGUUUACCAAAGCCGCUUGUUGAUUUUGCUAAUAAACCCAUAAUCAUCCAUCAGAUAGAGGCUCUUAAGGCUGUUGGAGUUGAUGAAGUGGUUUUGACAGUCAAUUACCAAGCAGAGGUGAUGCUUAACUUCUUGAAGGGCGUUGAGGCAAAUCUUAAAAUCAAAAUCACUUGCUUACGGGAGACUGAGUCUAUAGGUAUGGCUGGUCCUCUGGCACUAGCGAGAGACAAACUGGUUGACGGAUCUGGAGAACCUUUCUUUGUCCUUAGCAGUGAUGUGAUUAGUGAGUAUCCAUUCAAAGAAAUGAUUGAGUUUCAUAAAGCUCAUGGUGGGGAAGCCUCCAUAAUGGUGACAAAGGUUGAUGAACCGUCGAAAUAUGGAGUUGUGGUCAUGGAAGAAACUACAGGAAAAGUGGAGAAGUUUGUCGAAAAGCCAAAACUCUAUGUAGGCAACAAGAUCAACGCUGGGAUUUAUCUUCUGAACCCGUCGGUUGUUGACAAGAUUGAGCUAAGACCAACCUCAAUCGAGAAAGAGACAUUCCCCAAGAUUGCAGCAGCUCAAGGGUUCUAUGCAAUGGUACUACCAGGUUUUUGGAUGGACAUUGGGCAACCACGUGACUACAUAACGGGUCUGAGACUCUACUUAGACUCCCUAAGAAAGAAAUGUCCUGCCAAGUUAACAACCGGUGCAGACAUUGUUGGGAAUGUUCUAGUGGAUGAGACAGCUAAGAUUGGAGAAGGAUGUUUGAUAGGACCAGAUGUAGCCAUUGGUCCAGGGUGUAUUGUUGAGUCAGGGGUUAGGCUCUCACGUUGCACGGUAAUGCGUGGGGCACGCAUCAAGAAGCAUGCAUGUAUCUCGAGCAGUAUCAUAGGGUGGCACUCAACGGUUGGACAGUGGGCUAGGAUUGAGAACAUGACGAUCCUUGGGGAAGAUGUUCAUGUGAGAGAUGAGAUAUAUAGCAAUGGAGGAGUUGUUUUGCCACACAAGGAGAUUAAAUCCAACAUCUUGAUGCCAGGGAUAGUGAUGUGACAAAAUGUGAUAUAUGUCCAUGUUGGAAUUUUUUUUUUAUGUCAUUUUUUUUUCAUCUUUGUGCUUUCGGUAUAUUAUUACUAGCUUGAAUAGAAGUAAAAACAAAAUGCUGUAAAUCUUGUUUAGUGUUAAAGUCAUUUGGUGUUCUGUAACUUAUCAAAAACAACUGUAUCAAUUAUCUUUUCAGUAUUUAUUAUGAGUUUUCUCA
Brassica napus (rape) is the source of this 1443-nucleotide messenger RNA. Its product is annotated as mannose-1-phosphate guanylyltransferase 1-like. Gene Ontology annotation, molecular function: mannose-1-phosphate guanylyltransferase (GTP) activity; GTP binding. Gene Ontology annotation, cellular component: cytoplasm. The transcript is spliced from 5 exons. Lineage: Eukaryota; Viridiplantae; Streptophyta; Magnoliopsida; Brassicales; Brassicaceae. The record is from RefSeq and is a predicted model, not a curated record. Gene Ontology annotation, biological process: cell wall mannoprotein biosynthetic process; GDP-mannose biosynthetic process. The coding region runs from base 150 to 1235 and encodes 361 amino acids.